Pocillopora meandrina is the source of this 735-nucleotide messenger RNA. NCBI's taxonomy places the organism in Eukaryota, Metazoa, Cnidaria, Anthozoa, Scleractinia, Pocilloporidae. The record is from the annotation of a GenBank genome assembly.
AUGAACAAGAUGAAAACGAAGCAAAUCACAGAACCACACGAGCUGAUUGAUCAUUUAAAUGACACAACGAUUGAAAUAUCAGACGUACGCAUUUUGAGUGCUGAUGUGAUUGAAUUGACGUAUAAGAAGAUAGAAGAGGAUGCAGUAAAGGGGUCCAAGACCAACAUAUUCAUAGCAGCAUUUACCACCUGUCAGGCCCGUCUUAAGCUUUAUGAAUCUUUGGAGGCGUUGGGCGAUCGAGUCUUGUAUAAUGAUACAGACUUGGUCAUUUACACGUGGAAGCCAGGUCAAACAAAAAUUCCCUUAGGUGAUUACCUUGGCGAUAUGACCAAUGAAUUGGAUGAAGGGGAUUACAUCGUGGAAUUUGCGUGAGGGGGUGCCAAGAACUAUGGGUAUGCGACGAAACAUGGGAAAAUCGUGUGUUAAGUUCGUGGCUUUUCCCUAAACGUGCGUGGUGCCAAACAGCUUAAUUAUCAGGUCAUGAGGCAAAAUAUUUUGGAUGAAAUUUUAGACCCGCAGGACGAAAGAAGAGACACUGACAUUGUGAACCCGAGACAUUUUAAGCGUGAUCCAAUUGCCAAGAAGAUUAAGACAGAAACACAAGUCAAAAAAUAUGGUUUGGUAUUCGACAAGCGGGUACUUUAUGUAGGAACAUUUAAAUCGUAUCCCUACGUAUAUGCCCAGUUUACAGGAUUCGAUGCACAAGACAUUUUAAACAUUGAAACACUUAUAUGA